CCGUUCGCAUACGAACUCACUCGCACAACCGCAAACCGAUAUCUAUCGUUGCUUGAUAACGGUGGCGGCGGCGGCGGCGGCGUAUCGAGUACAUUACACCGUCCGACGUAUACGGACCGUAUUUCCGUAGUAGUAAUUGGUUCCGUACACCUGCAGUACGUGUGUCGCCGCUGUCCCGUGUUCAGCCCGCUAUCGCACAACAAGCAUUUAUUAUUAACAUUUUAUUAUUCUAUAACCGAUUUUCUUUGUUAUCAUCGCCGAUAUUCACGAUCAAUACCCAACGAGAGUUAUUACUACUAAUAAUUUUUACCGACAUAAAUAAAUUCUAUUUACACGUCUACCCGAUUUAGAACGUAAUUUUACGUAUCUGAUUAAAAUAUGGCCAACCAGACGAAUCCUGUGAAGAAAGUUCCUAUUCAUUUACAGAGCUCUCAAAAUCGUAUUUUGAUAAAAAAUGGAAAAAUUAUUAAUGCAGACAAAAUGUUCGAUAGUGAUGUUUAUAUUGAAGAUGGCAUCAUUAGAAUGAUUGGUUGUAAUCUUAUUAUACCAGGAGGUACAAGAAUUAUUGAUGCAACAUCAAUGUUGGUUAUGCCAGGCGGUAUAGAUCCUCACACACACUUGGAAUUAGAAUUUAUGGGAGCAGUGUCUGUGGAUGAUUUUUAUCAAGGAACUAAAGCUGCAAUAGCUGGUGGAACAACUAUGAUAAUUGAUUUUGUAUUACCAAGUAAGGGUGAGUCAUUAUUAGAUGCAUAUCAUAAAUGGCGAACACGAGCAACAAAUAAAGUAUGCUGUGAUUAUGGCUUACAUGUUGGCAUUCCUUCAUGGUCAGAUGAGGUAAGAAGAGAAAUGGAAGAUCUUUGUAAAUCACAUGGUAUUAACUCAUUCAAGAUGUUCAUGGCAUAUAAAGGAGUUUUUAUGUUGAAUGACUCUGAUCUUUAUAAUACUUUUGAAGCAUGUAAAGAGCUUGGUGCAAUUCCAAUGGUACAUGCAGAAAAUGGGGACAUAAUAUUUGAAAACACAAAACGAUUAUUAAAGUCUGGUAUUAAUGGGCCUGAUGGUCAUGGAUUAUCUCGCCCUGAAGAAGUCGAAGCAGAAGCUGUUAAUAGAGCUUGUACACUGUCUAAUCAGGUUGGAUCACCCUUAUAUAUUGUACAUAUAAUGAGUAAGCAAGCAGCUGAAGUUUUAGCAAAAUAUCGUACUAAACAAAUCAAACAAAAUGGCAGUGCUAAAAUUUUUGGUGAAACAUUAGCAGCUUCUGUUGGAACUCAUUGGGAUGAUAAGAAAUUAACAAGUUGGACCGAUGCUGCAGCUCAUGUUCUCAGUCCGCCAUUAAGGUCGGAUCCGAACACUCCAUCAUUUUUAUUGAAUAUGUUAGCUAGUGACAAUUUACAAACCACUGGCAGUGAUAAUGCAACAUUUAACUCUAAUCAAAAAUGUAUGGGUAAAGAUGAUUUUAGUAAAAUACCUAAUGGUGUAAAUGGAAUUGAAGAUCGUAUGUCAGUUAUUUGGGAAAAAGGGGUGGAAGCAGGAAUUAUAGAUCCUUGUCGAUUUGUUGCGAUAACCAGCACAAAUGCUGCAAAAAUUUUUAAUAUUUAUCCAAAAAAAGGUUGUAUCGAUGUUGGUUCUGAUGCUGACAUUGUUAUAUGGAAUCCAAAAGGCAAGCAUACUAUUUCUGCUAAGACUCAUCACCAAGCAGUUGAUUAUAAUAUUUUUGAGGGAAUGGAAUGUCAUGGUGUUCCUGAAUAUGUACUAGUUGGUGGUCGCGUUUGUCUUGAUGAAGGAAACUUGAAAGUUGUUCAAGGUUAUGGAAAGUUUAUUCCCAUGCCUACACAUUCAGAAUUUGUAUAUAAUAAUGAAAAGGUAUCUGAAGUUCAAGAAGAGUAUGAAAAUAAUGACCACGACAAUGAAAUUGAUAUAAAGACCUCGAAAUUACAAAUUUCUCCGCCAUCAAGUAUUAUAAGUGAUGUAUCUACUUGUACAAAAUCUUCUAUGAUACAUACGGGUAAAGGAAUGCGUAUGGAAGGCCAACGUGAUCUACAAAGCUCUUCAUUUUCAAUUAGUUCUGAAUUUAAUGAUCCUGUUAAGAAGUCGAGUAUCCGUGUAAAAAAUCCUCCAGGUGGACAGUCUAUGGGUUUUUGGUAAAAAUGUGUAUAUA
Messenger RNA from Sipha flava (yellow sugarcane aphid), 2155 nucleotides. RefSeq names its product dihydropyrimidinase (gene CRMP). The coding region runs from base 379 to 2142 and encodes 587 amino acids. Gene Ontology annotation, cellular component: cytoplasm; cytosol. The transcript is spliced from 14 exons. Gene Ontology annotation, biological process: pyrimidine nucleobase catabolic process. Lineage: Eukaryota; Metazoa; Arthropoda; Insecta; Hemiptera; Aphididae. Gene Ontology annotation, molecular function: dihydropyrimidinase activity. The record is from RefSeq and is a predicted model, not a curated record.